AUGGAUCCUCCAAGGUUCGACUCUGAUAUCCUACAAUACGCUCGGCAACAAGGCAUUGCAGUCCCCACUGAGUUGAGAAUAGCUUCAGCGCUCAGUAUCAGUGAGAUAAUCCCCUCACCUGAUCAGUACUCUGGUGGAAUCGCAAGCGGGUUCAAGAAGUUCUAUUCGACUGCCAGAAAGGAUCUAGAACCGCAAAAGCUUGAUCUUAGUCGUGAAUCUGCUCUACUCUUGAUUGCACAAAAGACAACGCCUACGGAGUCACCAGUCUGUUGGGACGACAUGCUGCCUUCAAUCAAUCAAUUGGGUACCCGUUCAAGAGAUCCUCCUCUGCAAAGCGAACAUGCAAUCCAUGAAAUUCAGUCCAUUGUCUCUCGGAGUGAGUCCGGCUUCAAUUCUACGUGCCUGAAACCAGAACAUGCACAAAGUGAAUCUCAGUCUGUGAAGCUUGACAGUUACUUUGCACCUCUUAUUGCACAGCGUCUGGGCUUUGGUACUGUGUGGGGCCCACCCAAGAACUAUGAUACGCCCUCAAGUCUCUCGGAAGUGCUCGCACAAGCUCGAAGUCUCGGCUCUGUGAGAUUGGAUCUUAGCAAAAAGGCACGUACUCUGAUGUCCAAGGAUUGGAGGCCGAAGGGCGAAGCAUCGAGCAAAUCAGUGGAUUCGAUACGUUAUGAAAUGCUUUUCCAGCACAAGACCGCUACGCUUUUCCAUGACAUGGAGCUUGUUCCCGAGAAGGUUGAACUGCACAGUGGGCAAUCAAUGCAAUUUAAAUCUGCAGCUCGUACCCGGAAAUUAGCUGCAAUGCGUCAAGGGAAGUCCCCGUCAAACAACACUCCACUUCCCACUUUCCUGUUUCCUAAAGACCCAGCUCUUAUCCAGCUACGGGAAGACAGGCAAGCCCUUCCUUCCAUCCCAGAGGAUACGCAAGCGGAGAAUCAGAGUCAACAUUCGCGAAUGUCGCCUUGCGUCCAAUCUGGAUCACCUACCAAGAGUCCAUAUAGUGCUGCGGAUUCAGUGCUUCACAAGGUAGAUGAUGCCGCAGUACCUCCAAGUUCAACUGAUAGGGGCCGACUUCAGCCAAAUAAUAUAUCGAUAUUGACACAAAUUGCUCAGGAUGUACUAGAUACUGACCUACCCGCCAAUGGGACUGCAUCGCGACCAAUCUCCAUCGAAGCAUCUCCUGAGCUUCACACAAACGCAUCAUCUGUGGAUGGUGGUGUUCCAGUGACUCCCCGCUCGGUUGAUAGUGAAAUUGCUUUUCCUAUCUCUGACAAGCUUAUUCCUGUUAUUUCCAAUCCUCUGUCGAUUACAGGCAUCGAAUCUGCAACAGAACGGUCUGAAAAUGACAACGGUAAGUCAGUUCAACGCACCGGCUUGACUGGCACACGACCUCUUGAAAAUCCCCCUACUGCGGUGCUUGGGAAUCCAAGCACAUCCAGUAUUGGGUUAUUCAGCACAGGGCUUGGUUCUCUAUCCACAUUCAUGGAAACGAGGGGCAUAGUCACAGCAAACGGCUCUUCAACUAGCCCUUACUUUCCCGCUCACGAAACUAACAAAAUCAACGAGCAGCAGCAUCAACAGAAUCAACACAUCCCUUCAGCUUUUAAGCCAUCAACAAACUCCCAUUCCUUUGCCACCCUCGCCAAAAUCAAAUACAACCACGCAAAUAUGGCAUCCGAUUUCACCCUCUUCCUGUCCAUCGAUCUUCUCAAGACCCAUUUGCAAGUAAUCCAAUUUCUCGAACAACAGCCCACCCCUCCCAGACUGAUUUACCGGGAGUACAAACUAUUCUUGACCCCCACAGAAUCAGAAAACCCCCAUUAUCAACGAACACCCCCAGAAGCAGACAUAAUAAUCGCUCCGUCUGUGGGAAUCAUACUAUCAUCUUUACACGCCUUAACACAAACCUACCUACCUGGUCACAGACCUAAAGAUCCCUACAUCCGAAGCAACCCAGAUGUCAGAUCUCCUCUCAGAGAACGAAUUUUGUACCUAGCACCUCGAUACGAAAUCCUGUACUUGCUUAUCAGCCAUUCGGUCCAAGUCCAAGCAAACACCAGUCCGGCAGAAUCGUUACGAAUGAACAACUCCAUCCAAGAAUCUCUCCAUUCCCUCAAUGUUUUCUGCGACUCUUUUUCUCAAUCAACAACAAUAACCCCUCUUCAACUUCCUGCUCUCCCGGAACACAUGACGGCAUGCAUUCUCACCCUCGCAGCCAAACACACCUAUUCGCUUCCGCAAAUCUGCAUUCCUGUGCCUGACCCUGAUCCAAACAUCUAUGCCAGCUUCCGUGGAUAUGUCACCCUGAAUCAGCUCCUCCAGGACGACGAGACGAGGUGGGAGAUUUUCCUCCGAGCCAUUGGACUUAAUCCUUUUGCGGCGAGGACAGUGCUCGAUGUUCUUGAGGUGGAGGGUGGUGCUGCAACUGGGCUUGGGGGUGAACUUCAAUAUUUUCCAGUCAAGGGUUCAGAGAAGAAACAGUCUGCUUUGACCGCUUUUAUUGAUAUGAGGCAUAUUGAGAGGCUGUAUCGGUUUAAGGGUUUGAUAGGGGACGGCUUGUUGGUCAGGUUACAUGAUGUUAUUGAGGUGAAUUGA
Penicillium pulvis is the source of this 2595-nucleotide messenger RNA. RefSeq lists its product as uncharacterized. The record is from RefSeq and is a predicted model, not a curated record. NCBI's taxonomy places the organism in Eukaryota, Fungi, Ascomycota, Eurotiomycetes, Eurotiales, Aspergillaceae. The coding region runs from base 1 to 2595 and encodes 864 amino acids. The transcript is spliced from 2 exons.